Messenger RNA from Salvelinus sp. IW2-2015, 3653 nucleotides. RefSeq names its product volume-regulated anion channel subunit LRRC8C-like. The record is from RefSeq and is a predicted model, not a curated record. NCBI's taxonomy places the organism in Eukaryota, Metazoa, Chordata, Actinopteri, Salmoniformes, Salmonidae. Gene Ontology annotation, molecular function: protein binding.
AGGACAGCGCUAACGGUUUGGUGGGUGUGCCGGGGUGUGGCUUGAAGGAAUGAGUGACGUAUUUAAAGGCAGCUGCCAUGCUUAUAGCGUUCUCCCACUCCUCACGUUUUUUUCAACUGAUCGUUCAGAACAACACAGUUUACGUUUAAUUGAACGUUCCACACUGUUUUUUCGUAGGCCUACUGAACACGGUGCACAGAUCCACAAGGACAUGAUCGCCGCUGUUCUAAAAAAGACCCAUCUACGUCUUCUAUAGAACCUAGGCUUUCGGACGGACAUCACUAGGGCAGGAGCCAUGAUUCCUGUGACGGAGUUCCGACAGUUUUCGGAACAGCAGCCACAGUUCCGGGUUCUGAAGCCCUGGUGGGAUGUUUUCACAGACUACCUCUCUGUGGUCAUGCUAAUGAUCGGAGUGUUCGGAUGCACCCUACAGGUGAUGCAGGACAAAAUCAUCUGCCUUCCCCAGAGAAUGUCCAUGCCGAACCAAACAAUACUCUUACCAAAUAAAACCGAGCUGGUCUCACCCGCUGUGCCACAGGACGUGCACGAGAUGAUGGGCCUGAAAACCAACCUGGACCUCCAGCAGUACAGCUUCAUCAACCAGAUGUGCUACGAGAAGGCUCUGCACUGGUACGCCAAGUACUUCCCUUACCUGGUCCUCAUACACACCCUGAUCUUCAUGGUGUGUAGCAACUUCUGGUUCAAGUUCCCAGGCUCCAGCUCUAAAAUAGAACAUUUCAUCUCCAUCUUGGGAAAGUGCUUUGACUCCCCCUGGACUACCAGAGCUCUGUCUGAAGUGUCUGGAGAGAACCCAGAGGAGAAGGAUAAGAAGUGCAGUGCCAGCAGAGCGAUCCUCAACGUGUCUGUAGAGGGGAACCUGGACAACCUGGAGAAGACCCAGUCCCUCAAAUCCAUCCCAGAGAAGAUUGUCGUGGACAAGCCCACAGCUAGUGCCCUGGAAAAGAAGGAAGGAGAGCAAGCCAAAGCUCUGUUUGAGAAGGUGAAGAAGUUCCGCCUGCAUGUUGAGGAGGGGGACAUCCUCUAUAUUAUGUAUGUUCGCCAAACUGUUCUCAAAGUGAUGAAGUUCCUCCUCAUCAUCGCAUAUAACAGUGCGUUGGUCUCUGAGGUGCAGAUCACAGUGAAGUGCAAUGUGGACAUGCAGGACAUGACGGGAUAUAAGCAUUUCUCCUGUAAUCACACCAUGGCCCACCUGUUCUCCAAGCUGUCAUACUGUUACUUAUGCUUCGUGGCUGUGUAUGGAAUCACCUGCCUCUACACWUCCUACUGGCUCUUCUACCGCUCMCUGAAGGAGUACUCCUUUGAAUACGUACGGCAGGAAACGGGAAUCGAUGACAUCCCAGACGUGAAGAAUGACUUUGCCUUCAUGCUGCACAUGAUCGACCAGUAUGACCCACUAUACUCCAAGAGAUUCGCAGUGUUCCUAUCGGAGGUCAGUGAAAACAAACUAAAACAGCUGAACCUGAACCAUGAGUGGACGCCYGAGAAGCUGCGUCAGAGACUGAUGACCAACCACAACAACAGACUGGAGCUGCAGCUCUUCAUGCUGUCUGGGCUUCCAGACACCAUCUUUGAGGUGACAGAGCUCCAGUCCCUGAAGCUGGAGAUCAUCAACAACGUAACCAUCCCAGCCUCCAUCGCCCAGCUUGAAGACCUUCAGGAGCUUUCUCUGUAUCAGUGUUAUUUAAAGAUUCACGCCACAGCCACCUCCUUCCUCAAGGAGAACCUCAAGGUGCUCAGGGUGAAGUUUGAUGACAGCAGAGAGCUGCCUCAUUGGCUGUACCACCUGCGGAAUCUAGAGGAGCUCUACCUCAUUGGCUCACUGAGUCCUGACGCUUCUAAAAAUGUGGUUCUGGAGUCCCUGAGGGAGCUGAAGAAUCUGAAGACCCUGUCACUCAAAAGUAACUUUACAAAGAUCCCCCAGUCCAUUGUGGACGUGUCCAGCCACCUGCAGAGGCUGUAUGUCUACAACGACGGCACUAAGCUGGUGAUGCUCAACAAUCUGAAGAAGAUGGUGAACCUGACUGAACUGGAGCUGGUGCACUGUGACCUGGAACGCAUCCCACAUGCUGUCUUCAGCCUCACGAACCUACAGGAGUUGGACCUGAAAGAAAACAACCUGCACUCCAUCGAGGAGAUAGUCAGCUGCCAGCACCUCCGCAAGCUGACGUGCCUGAAACUCUGGCACAACAGUAUCUGCUACAUCCCAGAACACAUCAAGAAGCUGGGCAGCCUGGAGCGCCUCUACUUCAGUCACAACAAGAUCGAGAUCUUGCCCUCGCACCUCUUCUUAUGCAACAAGCUUCGUUACCUGGACCUGUCCAACAACGACAUCCGGUUUAUUCCGCCGGAGAUUGGUGUCCUACAGAGUCUUCAGUACUUCUCUGUCACAUGCAACAAGAUUGAGAACCUCCCAGACGAGCUGUUCUUUUGCAAGAAGCUCACAACCCUCAAGCUGGCCAAGAAUACGCUGUCAUUGCUCUCACCAAAGAUCUCAUACCUGGUUCUAUUGACACACCUGGAACUGAAGGGCAACCAUUUUGAACUCCUGCCUCCAGAGCUUGGGUUCUGCCGGGCAUUGAAGCGCAGUGGCCUAAUGGUGGAAGACGCUCUGUUUGAAACCUUGCCAUCGGAAAUCAGAGACAAAAUGAAGACUGAGUGAAAUGUCUUACAGUAUCUGUGCAAAAGGCCCUGCGAUAYACUAGCGUCCCGCCCAGGGGGUAUACUUCAAGCUGCAUUAAACUAUAUAAAAAAGUGAUAGGACAGGAGCCAAUGGGUUAUUCUGGCUCGGACAAGCCAACUUACUUGACUGUUCAAAAAGAAAAAGCCUGUCUGGCAAUCGUAGUCAACCAAAAGGGUCGAUUUUACUGUAUUACACAUCACGAUCAAAAUCUAAGCACUGUACCCUAAGUUUGUUAUAGGGGGCAGAUGUGAUAAUCAUGGGUGAAUGUUUUUAGUAUUAUGUCGAAGUCUUACUUCAUGACAGAAGGGAACAUGGCAUUGUGUUGUAAUUAAAUGGUUCUUAACAAUAGGAUUAGUCACAUGCACGGUGUACUUGUACCCAGGCUAACAUUUGACUCCUUAUACCCUGCCAUAUGCCACACAAGGUUUGGCAUGACAUGGAGUGGCAAGGAAUGGAAGGAUAGCACAAACAUAUCUGUUUUCUUCUGUUACAUGUAGUUGCUAGUUGACAUGUUAAUCACUCGUUGCACCUUUUCUGCAUGUUGCUUAUGUUAUGCUAAUUAAGGCCUGCUUUUUAUGGCUAUUGCAUUGCUGCUUGAAUACUUUUCAUUCGUUUUUUAUAUUUUUUAUAUUGUUUUCCUGCCAUGUGCUAUGCUAUGUAGCCCCUGCUAGCCUAGCCUGCUCUAGCUUUGGCCUUCUGUGCCACAUGCUAUUGCAACCCCUUUUCCAUUCGAUUUGUUGUAUUGCUGCUAUAUUUAUGUACAAGCUUUAUUCAUUUACGUUGCAUUUGUAUAUUUUCAUUGCCAUUUGAAAUUCAUACAAAUUAAGUCAAUGAGUUAUGCACAUUAUUACCUGUUCUUAUUUGUACCUUUGUCUCCUUUGUAGAUAAACUAUGCAUACAUACAUACAUGCAUGCAUACAUACACACCUUUUGUGUGUGUGUGUGUGUGUGU